AUGGAGGAGAAGCCAAGAUUCACAGGGAAUGGUGUGCUGAGGCUCCCCCCUGGGUUUAGGUUCCACCCCACCGACGAAGAGCUCGUGCUUCAGUACCUUAAGAGGAAGGUUUACUCCUCUCCCUUGCCAUCCUCCAUCAUCCCGGAAGUCGAUCUCAGCAAGUAUAAUCCAUGGGAUCUACCUGCUUGUGGUGGGUGCGGGUGCGAGGAAGUGAAGUACUUCUUCGGCCUGAGAGAGGCCAGAAAUCCGAACCGGAGCCGCCGGAACCAGGCGGCUGGAUCCGGUUUCUGGAAAGCCACAGGGAAGGAGAAACCAGUGACGGCUUCCUGGUGCCACCAGGUGGUGGGGAUGAAGAAGGUUUCCGUCUUCCACCGAGGGAAGCCGCCCACCAAGACCGAAUGGAUCAUGCACGAGUACCGCCUUGCCGGCCCUCAUGCUACUACCACAUCGGACGCAACUCAUGGUACCAUGGCUGCAAGGUGGGAUUGGGUGGUCUGCCGCGUCUUUAAGAAGAAGAGAGCGAAGAUUGAGCUCGGGGAAGACCACAGGCAGGAGUCGAGCUGCGUCACCGAACUCUCUGAUGGUUCUGGUGACGGAGAGGAAGCAAGUUCAGGCAGCAUGAGUUUGACUCCAUGAGAACAUAGGCAUGUCGCGCUGCUGCAUCAUUAGAUCAAGACUUUUCUUUCUUCCUUUUUGUUCCUCAGAAGCCAAAUGCAAAAUAAGCUUUGAGCUGUAACUUGUAGGAUGCCUUAUCUACGACUUAGAUUCAAAAGAGCUUUACGCAGCAGUUGAACUGA
Molecule: messenger RNA, 797 nt
Organism: Musa acuminata AAA Group (dessert banana)
Lineage: Eukaryota; Viridiplantae; Streptophyta; Magnoliopsida; Zingiberales; Musaceae
Product: NAC domain-containing protein 83-like
Exons: 3
Coding region: 1-636 (211 amino acids)
Biological process (GO): regulation of DNA-templated transcription
Molecular function (GO): DNA binding
Source: RefSeq, a predicted model, not a curated record